CGGUGUUGGGCGGUGGUGUGGAACCAUGGAGACCAUGCGGGUUCUGGUGUUACUGGCGUGGGCAGCAGUGCUGGUAGCUGCUCAACGGCGAGAUGAAAUCAGUAAUCGAGCAAAUCUGCAGUAUUUGUUCGAUCGCCCGGUGGAACCCAUUUACUAUGCGAAAGGAGAGAAUGAAGAUGUGAUCUUUAGAGUUCCUGAUGACUACGUGCCUCGGAGGUAUCAGUCAAAAGCCAAUGAACUGACAAAUCGUUUCGGAGACAGCACUCCAAUCAACGUUCCACGCAUCAAUGUCCCAGAUAUUUCGCUCCCUAUGCAGCUGGGCCGCAGAGAUCAAUUCUCACUAUUCAUCCCUUACCAUAGGCGCAUGGCUCGCCGACUCGACUUCGUGUCCGCGGGCGUGUUCUGCCGCGAGCGCAUCAACCCGUUCCUCUUCUCGUACGCGAUGAGCAUCGCCAUCUUGCACCGGAACGACACCCAGGGCGCGCAGCUGCCGCUCUUCGCCAGCCGCUUCCCGGAAAAGUUCUUCGACGGCUCCAUCUUCUCCAAAGCCCGCGAAGAGGCCAACUUGGUUAACACCGGCGAGCGGAUCCCGCUGGAAAUCCCGCUGGACUACACCGCCACCAACUUGGAGCCCGAGCAUCGCGUGGCCUACUUCCGCGAGGACGUGGGCAUCAACCUGUGCCACUGGCACUGGCACCUCGUCUACCCGUUCAGCGGGCCCCCAGCCGUCGUGCGCAAGGACCGCAGAGGCGAGCUCUUCUAUUACUUCCACCAGCAGAUCAUCGCCAGCAACCGCUUGGGCAGAGUGCAGCGCCUCCUCAACUGGAGGGACCCCAUCGAGGAAGGCUACUUCCCCAAGUUGGACAGCCUGGUUUCCAGCCGCGUGUGGCCCCCGCGCCAUGCUGGAGCGAAACUCUCGGACAUUAAUCGCGAGGACAUGCAGAUCACCUUCGACAUCCAAGACCUCGAGCGCUGGAGAGACCGCAUCUACGAGGCCAUUCACAGCGGCCGCGUGCAGGCGGAAAAUGGACAAAGCAUGCAACUAGAUGCGCGAGCAGGAAUCGACAUUUUAGGAAAUAUGAUUGAAGCCAGCGCCAUUUCAGUCAAUCCGAAUCUAUACGGGGACAUGCACAACUUGGGUCACGUGGCCAUCGCUUUAUGUCACGACCCGGAUCACAGGCAUUUGGAAACAUUCAGCGUCAUGGGUGACUCCACAACUGCGAUGAGAGACCCAGUGUUCUACCGUUGGCAUGCAAUGAUUGACGACAUUUUCCAAGAGCAUAAGCGAACACUCGCUCCAUACACCGUGCAAGAGCUGGCGUUCGACGGCAUCCAAGUGACGGGGGCGGAAGUGCAGACGAACGGGGCGCGCGGCAGCAACGAAUUCAACACCUUCUGGCAGCAGAGCGACAUCGAUCUCUCGCGCGGGCUCGACUUCGCGCCGCGCGGCUCCGUCUUCGUGCGCAUCACCCACCUGCAGCACUCGCCCUUCAGCUACCGCAUCCAGGUGCAAAAUUCUGGAGCUGCACGUACUGGAACUGUGAGAAUUUUCAUGGCUCCUCGAUUCGAUGAACGUGGAACGCCCCUGACUUUCCGCGAACAAAGGCUGUUCUUCAUCGAAAUGGACAAAUUCCAAUUCAACUUCCAGCCUGGUGCCAAUACUAUUCAGCGUUUGAGUACCCAGAGUUCGUUGACAAUCCCGUACGAACGAACCUUCCGAGAUUUGAACGCCAUUCCAACCGAGGCUGGCGACGCACAAGACCAAUUUAACUACUGUGGAUGUGGUUGGCCGCAGCACAUGCUCGUGCCAAAGGGAUCUCAGGAGGGUCUUCAAGCUGAUCUCUUUGUCAUGGUCUCCAACUUUGCUGAUGAUAGGGUGGAUCAGCCGACGGCGGCGCAGUCGACCUGCACCGCGGGCCACAGCUACUGCGGCAUAUUCCGCCAGAACUUCCCGGACCGCAGGCCUAUGGGGUACCCCUUUGACCGCAACCCCCGCCAGGGAGCCACCACCCUCAACCAGUUCCUCACUCCCAACAUGAUUGUGACUCCAGUCACCAUCCGCUUCAGCGAACAAAUUCGCCAGCCCGGCAAUUCUACCAUGAACAUUUGUGAAAUACAUUUAUUUCUAAGCAUUGUGUUGUAUUUAACAAUUAAUCCUCUUCCCAUAUUUUCAAAUCCUUUUUGA
Gryllus bimaculatus (two-spotted cricket) is the source of this 2185-nucleotide messenger RNA. The record is from the annotation of a GenBank genome assembly. Lineage: Eukaryota; Metazoa; Arthropoda; Insecta; Orthoptera; Gryllidae.